Ectocarpus sp. CCAP 1310/34 is the source of this 619-nucleotide messenger RNA. NCBI's taxonomy places the organism in Eukaryota, Phaeophyceae, Ectocarpales, Ectocarpaceae. The record is from the annotation of a GenBank genome assembly.
AUGGCGGUCGACUGCGGCCCUCACGCUGGAAACGGCACGCAGAUCCCUAGCGCUGUUUCCAUCGGAACCCAGGCCAACGUCAACGACACCGUCGACCUUUCUGCCGCCGACAUUGAAUGGGGCGGCUCGCCCAACGCCGCCGCCACCGCCAUCCUGCGCAACCGGUUCAUCCACAAGAAACGCAAACCUUCGCGGACCCGCGACGGCAAGGGCAAAAAGCGUCGGGUCCAGCCCGACACCCCUUUUGUCGACGAAGAGUUCGAGGACGACGAUGGCGACGAAGACUCAAGUCCGAACGCACUGACAGCAAUGACGACGACGAAGACGAAGAGAUUAACGGCGAGGAAGAACAUGGAUACGGAGCCCAGGAGGACGAACAAGGGGAUGGAGGAGACGAAGAUGACGAUGAGGGCGAAGAGGAUGAAGGAGAAGAAGAGGACGAAGAAGAUGGAGAAGAUGACAGCGACGACAACAGCGACGACGACAGCGACGACGAACGAGUCCUGUAUUAUGUGUACUUUGUCGUUGCGCGUACGGUUCACGUUGUGAUCAUGGUUGAAGACAUCGUGUCCCUACUCGUCCCUGUCCGAACAAACUUGGGUUCCUUUUCCGAGCUCGU